Hibiscus syriacus is the source of this 879-nucleotide messenger RNA. RefSeq names its product cyclin-dependent protein kinase inhibitor SMR3-like. Bases 159 to 605 code for a protein of 148 amino acids. The transcript has a single exon. Gene Ontology annotation, biological process: regulation of DNA endoreduplication. The record is from RefSeq and is a predicted model, not a curated record. Lineage: Eukaryota; Viridiplantae; Streptophyta; Magnoliopsida; Malvales; Malvaceae.
CUGUUUCCUCCUACUUUCUCUCUUACUCUCACCCGAACUUUAGAAGAAAAAACCCUCAAAGAUGGCCAUUUCAUGAUAUUAUAUUGCAUUAUUUUUGCUUAAGAAAUAUCUUAUACACACACACACACACACUCUUUUUCUCUCUCAAGUUUCUGAGCAUGUCGAAUCCAGACCCGAAGGUAGCUAAAGAUGAUGAAGAAGAAGAAGGGAUCAAAUUUGAUAUCAUUAAAUCAUCCGCGUUGGAUUGUCACGAAACUACACCCACUUCUUCAUUGUUCCCCACAAAACGAGAAGGAGAAGAAGAAGAAAUGAAGGUUGCAUCAGCUCGAAACGAAGCCAAAGAGAAGAAGAAAGAAGAACUGGGUGCCGGUGACGUUAACGACGACGACAAUGAUGGGUUCAAAACUCCGACAUCCUUGGAACAUAAAAUCCCAGAGCCAAAAAAAUGUCCUCCGGCACCUAGAAGACGAAGGCCGCUCAAAAGAAAACCAUCGCCUACCCGUCGUUCUAAUGCUGCACUCGAGGUCAGGAUCAGGAAUCUUCUGCAACUGCAGCUCGAUGUUUCGAAACAGGUCAAGAAAGCUCGAACACAAGAGAAUCAAUGAUUCUGAUUUAAUUGUAAUUAGCAGUAUUUUUAGAUUAAAAUGAAAACCCCAAUUUUGUUUCUGUGAUGAUGAUGAUGAUACUGCUAGUGGAGUUAGUGGUGGUACAUAAGGAAGCUUAUGAUGCAAUGCUGGUGUAAAGUUAAAAGUAAAUGGAAAAAGAAGAGAUGGGUACAUGUUUAUAUAUGGGAGAGUUUUUGUAAACUUUAUUUUGGCAGCUUCUUUUGUAGUCAAGGUGUUAUGUUUUGUGUUUAAAAGGAGUAGAAUUUGUUCCUAC